Messenger RNA from Penicillium macrosclerotiorum, 405 nucleotides. Its product is annotated as DUF3602 domain-containing protein. Bases 1 to 405 code for a protein of 134 amino acids. The transcript has 3 exons. Lineage: Eukaryota; Fungi; Ascomycota; Eurotiomycetes; Eurotiales; Aspergillaceae. The record is from RefSeq and is a predicted model, not a curated record.
AUGAGCAAUCGAAACAUCUCCUAUGGCCGGGGCGGUGCCGGCAACAUCUUCCCGCAGCAGAACACAACUUCGCCCAAGGACCUCGUCACCCCGACCAUCAAGCAAGAAGUCUAUACCACCGGCCGUGGCGGCUCUGGCAACAUGGUCCACAAUGACCCCGAACGGCCGGAGAUCGCGCGCGAGAGCCAGGACGUCGAGUCGCCGCCGCUACGGGCGGAGCAACUGCCCCACCAUACGGGUCGAGGCGGCGCUGCGAACGCGUAUAUCCCGACCGCGGAGGAGGAAGAGCGAGCGCGCAAGCAGGAGGCUGAAUUGAUGCGCGUGCGCACCCAGUCGAAGGAUCGCAUUCGGGAGAUCGAGCACGAGCGACAGGGGUUGCGCCGCGAGGCGUCGGCGAAUAAUUGA